Molecule: messenger RNA, 1441 nt
Organism: Ilyonectria robusta
Lineage: Eukaryota; Fungi; Ascomycota; Sordariomycetes; Hypocreales; Nectriaceae
Exons: 1
Coding region: 360-1388 (342 amino acids)
Source: RefSeq, a predicted model, not a curated record
GGGAUGGUGAUGAAUAACGUCGAUUUGCUCCGUGGAGACGGGCAGAGAUGGCGUUCUUUGUCAUUCAUCGUAAUUCCUCGUCAUUCAUUGUCAGCGGAGAUUUCAGCAACUAAACAGGGUUUGGCCAUGGAUGAACAAUCCUGCGUACGUGCGGUAUAUGCCUCCGUGGAUGGAGAUACCAUGGUAUAAUCCGAGUGUGUCCAUCCAAGGCCGAAUACACGAUAUACGGCGACGAUGAUAUAAAGAGAUCGCCUAGACUCUAGUCUUGGCUUCUAUCUAACCCACUCACUCCUCACCUCUUCUCCUCUCCUCUCUCUGCGGUGACCCAACUCCAAAAGAGCCGAAACAGAACCAUCGCCAUGUUCUGCAAGUCCCUCCUCGCCACCGCCGCCUUCGCUGCCGCCGCGCUGGCCAAGACGCUCCCCUCGGAGACUCUCGACCAGCUCCAGCUCGGCGCGUGGCUCGAGAACAUCGCCGUCCGCCCCAACGGCGACCUCCUGGUGACGCAGCUGGCCCCCUCGGCGUCCAUCUACACCGUCAAGAACCCGGCCAAGAAGCCGCACGCCCUCGAGGAGCUCGUCAACAUCCCCGUCAUCCAGAACCUCUACGGCAUCGCCCAGGUUCCCGGCGGCGGCGACUCGGAGAAGUACGUCGUCGUCGGCGGCAACUCGUCGGCGUUCGCCACCCCCGUCGCCGGCAGCUUCAGCAGCUGGACCAUCGAGCUCAAGCGCGACUCCCGCUGCGACAAGGUCAAGGUCAAGAAGAUCAGCUCCAUGAGCAAGGACAGCCAGUUCCUCAACGGCGUCGCCGAGAUCCCCGGCGUGUCUUCCGCCGUCUUGAUCUGCGACUCGGCCAACGGCUUGGUCGGCUACCUCGACCUGAAGACCGGCAAGUUCGACACUUCGGCCUUUGUCUACCCUGAGAUGGCUCCCACCAAGGACGCGAAGCUGCCCAUUGGCAUCAACGGAAUCCGCAUCCGCAAUGGCUACCUGUACUUCACCAACUCUGCCCUCGUCUCCAUCUUCCGCAUUGCCGUGACUCCCCGCGGUCUCCCUGCAAAGGGUGCCGAGGUUGAGCUCAUCAGCGACCUCUCCAGCCAAGCCACCUUCCUCGACGACUUCACCUUUGACGCUGAUGGCAACAUCUACGUCGUCACCAACUUCGACAACUCCGUCAUAUUCGUCAACGUCAAGUCGGGCAAGGGCGAGACCGCCGUCGGAGGCCUCAAGGAGAUGACCGUCGCUGGCUCCACCGCCGUCGCUUUCGGCCGUGGCAAGCAUGACAAGGAGACUCUGUACGUCGCAACUGGCGGUGCUCUCGGUGCUCCCGUUGACGGAACCAAGACCGAGGGUGGCAAGGUCGUUGCUGUCGACACUGAUGCGUAUUGAACGCUACCAUCGUGUGAAAUGGUUGAAAACUGGGUUGUAACUGUGGGGCAAAG